AUGACGAGAACUGGGGAACGAAAAGUGGUUGACACAAUUCCAGCUGGAGGACGAGAAGUAGUUGACACAAUUCCAGCUGGAGGACGAAAAGUAGUUGACACAAUUCCAGCUGGAGGACGAGAAGUAGUUGACACAAUUCCAGCUGGAGGACGAAAAGUAGUUGACACUAUUACAGCUGGAGGACGAGAAGUAGUUGAAACGAUUCCACCUGGAGGACGAAAAGAAGUUGACACAAUUCUAGCUGGAGUACGAAAAGUAGUUGAUAAAAUUCCAGCUGGAGGACGAAAAGUAGUUGACACUAUUCCAGCUGGGGAACGAAAAAUAGCUGACACAAUUCCAGCUGGAGGACGAAAAGUAGUUGACACAAUUCCAGCUGGAGGACGAGAAGUAGUUGACACAAUUCCAAGCUGGAGGACGAGGAAGAAGUUGACACCAAUUCCAGCUCGUGGAGGACGCAGAACUGGAGGACGAAAAGUAGUUGACACUAUUCAAGCUGGGGGACGAAAAAUAGUUGACACAAUUCCAGCUGGGGGACGAAAAGUAGUUGACACAAUUCCACCUGGAGGACGAAAAGUAGUUGACACAAUUCCACCUGGAGGACGAAAAGUAGUUGACACAAUUCCAGCUGGAGGACGAAAAGUAGUUGACACAAUUCCACCUGGAGGACGAAAAGUAGUUGACACGAUUCCAACCGUGGGACGAAAAGUAGCUGACACAAUUCCAGAUGGGGGACGAAAAGCAGUUGUAUACAAUCCAGCUGGAGCUGGAGGACGAGAAGUAGUUGACACAAUUCCAGCUGGAGGACGAAAAGUAGUUGACACAAUUCCAGCUGGGGGACGAGAAGUAGUUGACACAAUUCCAGCUGGGGGACGAAAAGUAGUUGAAACAAUUCCAGAUGGGGAACGAAAAGUAGUUGACACAAUUCCAGCUGGGGACGAAAACUGGAGGACGAAAACAAUUCCAGCUGGGGGACGAAAAGCAGUUGACACAAUUCCAGCUGGGGGACGAGAAGUAGUUGACACAAUUCCAGCUGGGGGACGAAAAGUAGUUGACUCAUUUCCAGCUGGAGGGCGAAAAGCAGUUGACACAAUUCCAGCUGGGGGACGAAAAGUAGUAGACACAAUUCCAGCUGGAGGACGAAAAGCAGUUGACACAAUUCCAGCUGGGGGACGAAAAGUAGUUGACACAUUUCCAGCUGGAGGACGAGAAGUAGUUGACAAAAUUCCAGCUGGAGGACGAAAAGUAAUUGACACAAUUCCAGCUGGAGGACGAAAAGUAGUUGACACAAUUCCAGCUGGAGGACGAAAAGUAGUUGACACUAUUCCAGCUGGAGAACGAGAAGUAGUUGAUAUAAUUCCAGCUGGAGGACGAAAAGUAGUUGACACUAUUCCAGCUGGAGGACGAGAAGUAGUUGACACAAUUCCAGCUGGAGGCCAAAAAUUAGUUGACACUAUUACAAGUGGAGGACAAGAAGUAAUUGACACAAUUCCAGCUGGAGGACGAAAAGUAGUUGACACAAUUCCAGCUGGAGUACGAAAAGUAGUUGAUACAAAUCCAGCUGGGGGACGAAAAGUAGUUGACACUAUUCAAGCUGGGGGACGAAAAAUAGUUGACACAAUUCCAGCUGGGGGACGAAAAGUAGUUGACACAAUUCCACCUGGAGGACGAAAAUUGACACGAAUUCUACCAGGAGGACGAAAAGUAGUUGACACAAUUCAUCCUGGAGGAGGAAAAGAAAUUGACACAAUUCCAGCUGGAGGACGAAAAGUAGUUGACACAAUUCCAGCUGGGGGACGAGAAGUAGUUGACACAAUUCCAGCUGGGGGACGAAAAGUAGUUGACACAAUUCCAGCUGGAGAACAAAAAGUAGUUGACACAAUUCCAGCUGGGGGACGAGAAGUAGUUGACACAAUUCCAGCUGGAGGACGAGAAGUAGUUGACACAAUUCCAGCUGGAAGACAAAAAGUAGAUUACACAAUUCCAGCUGGAGGACGAAAAGUAGCUGACACUAUUCCAGAUGGAGGACGAGAAGUAGUUGACACUAUUCCAGCUGGGGGACAAAAGUAG
Macrobrachium nipponense is the source of this 2067-nucleotide messenger RNA. Its product is annotated as aggrecan core protein-like. The record is from RefSeq and is a predicted model, not a curated record. The transcript is spliced from 6 exons. Lineage: Eukaryota; Metazoa; Arthropoda; Malacostraca; Decapoda; Palaemonidae. The coding region runs from base 1 to 2067 and encodes 688 amino acids.